Molecule: messenger RNA, 5455 nt
Organism: Pimephales promelas (fathead minnow)
Lineage: Eukaryota; Metazoa; Chordata; Actinopteri; Cypriniformes; Leuciscidae
Source: RefSeq, a predicted model, not a curated record
CCAGAUCCUCUGCCAACUCUGAGCUGGGCUCUUUUCUCAAACGACCAGUCUUUGCUUUGCACAUUUACAUUAAAUAGCUUUCAAGCGCUUGGGGAAAAAUACAUCUAGCCUUGUUACACGUGGAUUUCGUGCUUCAAUAGUUCUUCAAACUCCCCCAAAACAGCAAAGUGUCCCGUGUUUUAUAUCAAAAACACCAAACAAUUUUUUUCUGAGGUGUUUUUUUUCCCUGGACAUCGGCUUUCUGUGCAGUGGAUAUUGGGAAUAGCGUCUUAUCUGAAGUUUUCAGACUGAUGUGAGUGAGUAAGGACUACGUCAACAUCCGCAAAAACUCCUCUUCUUUGUGUGCAUCCUUCCCUCAGGAUCUCAGCAGAGGCUCAUUUCAAGUUAGAUAUUAAAGAUAAUGUGAAUGGCCAUUUGUUUGACUGAGGAUUGAUGUUUUUGCGAUAAGAAACGAUGGCACGUUUAGUCGUAGAAAUGUGUCUCGUCGUGCUUUUCUUUGGACUUUUGUUGUUCACGCUUCCAUCUGCCGGAGCCGAAGAAGAUGUGGAGGAGGAGAGAUCAUGUCAAGGCGCAUUCGACUUGUAUUUUGUCCUUGACAAGUCAGGAAGUGUCAAAAACCACUGGGAUGAAAUCUACGCUUUUGUUGAACAUUUGGCUGAGAAAUUCACCAGUCCUAUGCUGCGAAUGUCCUUCAUCGUCUUCUCAACCAGAGGGACCACAAUCAUGAGACUCACAGAAAACAGGGAGACCAUAAGAAAAGGCCUAAAUGUUCUAAGACGAGAGAUCCCAGGUGGAGAUACAUUUAUGCAUCUGGGUCUAGAAAAGGCAAACGAGCAAAUACACCAGGAAAACUUUGGAACUGCGAGUGUCAUAAUUGCAUUGACGGACGGUGAGCUUCAAGAACAUCAGCUGAUAGCAGCUCAACAGGAGGCUGCACGAGCUCGGGGAUUGGGUGCAAUCGUGUAUUGUGUUGGAGUUAAAGACUUCAAUGAAACACAGCUGGCUACCAUUGCGGACACCAGUAAGCAUGUGUUUCCGGUGUUGGGAGGAUUCCAGGCACUGAGAGGAAUGAUUGACUCGAUCAUCAAAAAAUCUUGUAUCGAGAUCUUGGCAGCGGAGCCAUCCAGUGUAUGUGCAGGAGAGUCUUUUCAAGUGGUGGUGAGAGGGAACGGCUUUCGGCACGCCAGAAACAUAGACCAGGUCCUGUGCAGCUUCAAAAUAAACGACACCGUCACGCUCAAUGAGAAGCCUGCGACCGUCGAGGACACGUUCUUGCUGUGCCCUGCGCCUGUUAUAGAUGAAGUGGGAAAGGUGGUGUACCUGCAAGUCAGCAUGAACGAGGGUCUGUCGUUUAUCACCAGCUCCGUGCACAUAACCACAACAGAGUGUGGUCGGUGUAUCAACUUUACACGAGUGAAGGAGGAGGCGGCGGCGGCAGCUAAAGCUCCUCCGCGAGCUCAGAGCCCACCUCCACCUCCACCAGACUAUCAUCCGGCUCCCAGUCCAGUGUCCUCUCCGCCCAACAGCCCUCCUCCGAGAGGACCACCCCUAACCCAAUCUCCACCGGGUCCCCCACCCGCCCGAGUCCCACCCGGACCCCCCUGUCCCCCUCCGUCACGGGCCCCGCCCAGCCUCGACGGCAGGCCAUGAGAGAAAGAUCCAGCCUCCAGUGCAAUUCAUCCCUACAGCCAAACAAAAUGCUCCUCUCGCCAAAAAAACGCACGUGGUAUUUAUCGGUCAGGUUCGAUUAGAUGGAUGUGGUGUGUAGUUUGUUGCUGGACAGCAAAAAAAAAAAAAAAGCAAAAAGUCGUGACAAAAAAUUCAACUACUGAGUUUUCCAUACGCAGAUUAAGAGGGACCGUUUUUAGCUUUAGAACGACUGAAGUGCUCCUUUUUAUUGAGGCUGGACGAAUCAUCGUAAUUAUUCCCAUUAAACCAAAGUGAGCUUUCCAUAUCAUGCCCAAAAUAACCAGUAUUAGAUGCUAUGUUAUAUUGUGCAGCAUCCUGUGCCUCUUCAUUUAAUUAGUUUUGAUUUUAUUUUUUUAUGUUGAGUCAGUUGUCGAGUUGCAGGUUCUCUCAGGUGAGUCUCUGACCCUGUGCGAAGGUCCGAGUCCAUGUGGCCAAAGGGAAAUAUAUCAUAGCCUGGAUGAAUGCAAGUGAUGAAUGUGUAAAGGCAUUUUUUUUUACUGUAGUAUCGCAAUUAAUGUCUUAUUCCUGGUUCAGACUACACAAUAUCAGCCCGAUUUUGGCACAAACCAUUUGAUGAAUGUGUGUUGUGGUGAUUGGUAUACAAAAACGGGUCCCGGACCGCAAGAAUCAAUCUCCAAUAGUGUGUCAUCAUAGUGCAGUGGUUCCCAACCUUUUAUUGUCCCCCUCCUCUCCCAAGAAAACAUUUUAGGGUCCCCCUUCACAUUUAAUUAUAUUAUCGCUAGCGACAAGAAUGACAAAAUGUGUUGUUUUCAAACAAACGGUAUGUUUUUAGGCUAAGGCUAACCAGCUAUGUUUAUGCAUAAAUAGUAGCCUAUAAUAUUGAAAAUACAAUAUAACAAAACAUUCUAAUUUUAAGAACGAAGCCUAGGAUAAGUCUGUACAAUACAUUGUCCCUAUUUGAAAUUAAAACAACAAAUAUUCACACUGGUGUGUAGGUAAAAAAAAGAAAAGAAAGAAAAUAGGCUAUUACUAAAUGACAGCUGUCUGUGGCCUCGAUACUUGCUAGUUAUUUGCGAGGCUUUAUCAAUGCGAGGCUUUAUUUUAUUUUAUUUUUUACGUUUUUGGCGCUUCAGCGUCUUUCGGAAGAACAUUGUAGCCGGAACUACUUCUCUCUGUGUACGUCUAUGACGAGUCACGCAGGUACUGGGCUACUCCGCAGCGGCAGCGAUCUGAACCAGUGUAAAAUAGUCCCAAUGUAAACACGUAUUAUAGGUGUACCACAGUGGUUCAGGAUCAGACGAAAAGACGGAUUGAUGAAUUUUGGACUUUUAUUUAAUGCUCAUUGCUCAAAACCUUUCAAAAUAUGACGCAACCCCCCACAGAGCUCGCUGAGGCCUCCUUGUGGGCCUGUUCUGGGAACCGAUGUAAGUUAGUGGAUGAGAACUGAUGCCGCAACGUCCUGACAGAAAGACUAAUGUUUAAAUUAGUUUGGUCCUCCACAGUCUUCGUUUGUUUACGCUGAAGUAAAUCACUAGUUCUGCCAUCUUGAUGACAUCACUCAUCGUUAAAGACGGUAAACGAUGAUUGAACGUGUGCUUCCCGUCACUGCUUGCUUGUCAUUUAUCAGACGCGGUGACUAUUGUAACACUGUGUAGUCUGAACCCGGCAUUAGUAUGUCACAAGAUUUUUGGUUUAGGUAAAACUGGUGUGCAGGAUUUGUCUCAAAUCACUCGGUUGCUGGAAUUAUGACUGAUUUUUGAAGGUGCAAAAGUAUGUUUUCAACUCUAUUCCAGAUCUUUCUCUGGGUGAAUCUCAUGAAAACAUGCCCUGUGGCCGGCUGCUUCUAAUGCUACUACUUAGACGUCUCCUUACAUGUUAGUAAUCUCAUUGUUUUUUCUUUAAGACUAAUUUUAGUCUGAAGAAUAAGACUGAUUACUCAUUGGAAAACUGCUAGUUGGUCAGACAGUCGUAUAGUGGCAGAGUUUAUGCAACUGGACACAGGUUAUGAUUUCAUCCCAAAAUGAAAAAUACAUUUUUUCAUUUUUUGCAUAAAGAAAAUGAAACCUAGUUUAAGGACCGUUAGGCAGAGCUGUGAUUAAUGUACAAGAUUGUGAUCUCGAUUCAAACACCCACACAAUCUCAUUCCUAAAUCACAAGGUAACAAAUAUUAAACCUUUGACAAAAUCACUGGAAGAUUCAAACGCGAUUACGAUUAUUGAUUGUAUCGAUUACAUUGUUACACCAGUAGGUGGUGACAAAUAACUGUUAAAAAAUGUAUUUGUCAUUGAAUCAUUCGUUCAAGAGAUUUGUAAACAAAUCAAAAUGCUGAUUCAUCCAGUAAUCAAACAAGUGAAGUCAUUGAAUCAUUCAUUCAACACAUUUUUAAUUAAACAUUUUAAAUAGACUGCAGCAAUAAACAUUAGUCGGAACCUCAAGUAGCCUAAUUACGUUAUUUUUUGUAAUUGUCUGUUCAUGUUUUUGCAAUUAAGCACAUAUCACCCCACAAUUUUUUUUUUUUGUAAAUUAAUAAUAAUAAAAAUAAUUGACAUUAUUUCCAGUUGUGAUCUUCAUUAGAUUGCCAGCAUCGUAGUACAAUAACAAUAAGUUUAUGUAAUGUUGCGAAGAAAAAAAAAACUCAAACUUGCAUCAUUAGUGCAUUUUAUUAGCAAUGAUUAGCGAGUUAAAUUUUAUAUUAAGUAAAUAUUAGUCACACCUAAUGAUUUAGGUGUGCGAGGCAAUAUAUUUUCUAUGCAAUAAAUUUAAGCAAUGUGUAAUUUGCUUUUUUUAUUUAUAUCAACGUAAAUUAAAGGAUGCACAAGAAAUAUCACAAUUUUGUAUAAAUACUAAAAUGUAUCAUCAUUCCAUACAGUUAUUUAUUUUAUUAUUAUUUGUUUUCAUUACAGUAAUGAGAAUAUGGCGGCAUCCUAAAUGGUCCUAAAGACAGGCUUCUUUUUCUCUAAGCAAACUAAAACAUUUUCUUUUUUUUUCUUGUGUAUCUAAUGUUCUUGGCAGGUUUCAAGUUUGGUCAUUGUAAAGGUUAGAGCUCUAAGCAAAUGCAAAGUCAGGUCAGUUGUUGCCAUGUUUUCUGUUUUCCGCAGCUGUACUGUACGUAUGUUGAUAUUCAUCAUGUUUUCAUUUGCAUUUCAUCGUCAAACAUAUUGCAACUGCAGGGCAGUUCACAGCAUUUAAUUUAUUACCCCCAUGCCUGAAGGAAGGUACUUGAAUAUGACAAGGUGUCCUCUGUUACAAGCAGGACACUGUGCAUGAAACCAAAAAUAUUAAAACGGAAAAAAAAAAAAUCACUUUGCCUCAGAUAACAGCCAGUGCCUUCUGUGUGUUUCAUUGUUUUUUAAUUACCUUUCUUUUUUACUUCAUGCAAGUAUAAUGCAGUAGCACUGUUUAUACUUUUGUUUUAAUGAAAAGAUUGGUGCAUGAAUUUCGUUUUCCCCCUUUUUGUCAUUAAAAGUGAAACAUUGUUCACAAGACUUUCACCUCGCCCUCGUCGGUUCUUCAUAUUAGGUAUAAUGCGGUCCAAACCGAAGCUAUGAUGCCGACAACUGCAGUAUGAUGCUAUAGGUUUGUGCUUUUGUUUGGAUUUUUGUUUUAUUUGCUUGUGGCAAUCAUUUGAAACAUUGUCAUCUGUACUAUUCCACACAAAAAAAAGUUGAUACCAGAAUUAUAAAUCACAAUUAUAUUGUGUUAUGAUGUAAUAAGUGUAUUAACAACAAUACUGAUGCAUCUAUUGAAAGGCUCAUAAAGUUUACUUUUUUCACAGUAUAAAUAAAGGUCGACUUUCAAGCUUUUA